AUGCCUGUAGCACGCUCCACUCUCUCAAUACCAGGUCUCCACCCACUCCCCAUGCCUCCACCCACUCUCCAUGCCUCCACCCACUCCCUACGCUCAAUAUCAUGCCUCCACCCACUCCCCAUGCUCAAUAUCAUGCCUCCACCCACUUCCCACGCUCAAUAUCAUGCCUCCACCCACUCCCCAUGCUCAAUACCAUGUCUCCACCCACUCUCCACGCUCAAUAUCAUGCCUCCACCCACUCCCCAUGCUCAAUACCAUGUCUCCACCCACUCUCCACGCUCAAUAUCAUGCCUCCACCCACUCCCCAUGCUCAAUACCAUGUCUCCACCCACUCUCCACGCUCAAUGUCAUGCCUCCACCCACUCCCCGCGCUCAGUACCAUGUCUCCACCCACUCACCAUGCCCAAUACCAUGUCUCCACCCACUUCCCACACUCAGUACCAUGCCUCCACCCACCCAGUUUCAUAA
Molecule: messenger RNA, 468 nt
Organism: Procambarus clarkii (red swamp crayfish)
Lineage: Eukaryota; Metazoa; Arthropoda; Malacostraca; Decapoda; Cambaridae
Source: RefSeq, a predicted model, not a curated record